Didymodactylos carnosus is the source of this 1437-nucleotide messenger RNA. The record is from the annotation of a GenBank genome assembly. Lineage: Eukaryota; Metazoa; Rotifera; Eurotatoria; Philodinida; Philodinidae.
AUGGGUAACUUAUGUGCAACAUAUAUUCUUCUCCGAUGGAAUAUCGCAAAAUUACCUGUGAGUUUUUACACAAUUAUGUUGAAUAUUUCUGAUACAUUAACUCUGUUAAUACCAGUAUUCAUAUUUUGGUUGGAUAAUUGUGUAAAUCGUAAAGGUCAUCAAGGUUAUUUUCGCGAUAAAUCAAAUUUUUUAUGUAAAGUAUUGAUGUGUCCCGAUCAAUUAUUUGCUGCAUUGAGUGCUUGGUAUAUGUGUACAAUAAGUUUUAAUCGAUGGUGUAGUGUUUGUAGACCAUCAUCAUUUUAUCUAAAUAAUAGUGCUGAUUAUAUUAAAAAAAAGCAAUCAAAAUCUUCCAUAUUAUCAUCAUCUAUAUUUAAUAUUACUUAUUUGAAUAAUAUUAAAUUACGUCAACAUUUGAAAGCAUUUCAGGGUAUAGUCAUACUAACAAUAACAGCAAUCUUACUUUCAUGUAUACCAAUAUUUUUUCAUGAGUUACGUUCAGUAGAAGCAUUAUCUGACUCACACAUGUUUGAUUCAAAUAAAAAAACAAUAAGUCAUAUAUAUUUCGUUACAUGGAAACGUUGUUACUAUAGUCGUAAAUAUGAAUAUAUUUAUGAUAUUAUCGGUAUUCUUUUAUCAACUGUUUUACAUAUAAUUCCGUUAACGUUUGUUACCGGUAUGAAUCUAAUGAUUAUUGUAAGAUUACAUAAGAGACAAACAUUAUUGUCAUCAGUAUCGACUACUAAAUAUUUAAAUGUACAUCUUACAUUAUCGUCGGAUAUUCCUGCAGGUGAUUUAUCCUUAUGUUCAUUACCAUCUUCACCAAAACGACAAAAAAAAAUUAUUUUACCAACAAAUAUUGACUAUUAUGAAAAACGUGCCUCAUUUGCUGGUAUAACGUUUAAAACGUGUCCAACAAACAGAAAACUUACUAAUUCUGAAAUUAGUUAUAAAAAUCAAUCAACUAAUACAACACUUUCAAUAGAUAAUGUGAAUGUAAAUCAAUUGUAUAAAACAAAAUCAAAAAAAAAACUUUCUAGACAUUGUUCACGCGAUCGUACAAUUACAAUGAUGUUAGUAUCUGUUGCCCUCUCCUAUCUUGUACUAACGUUACCUUAUCGUCUUUUUUGGAUAUGGAAUGUUUAUGUUAAACGUUCUCAUCCAGAAUUAUUGAAUUCAGCCAAUUAUUUAUUCAAAAUGCAUUAUAUUGAUCAUUUUCUACGAACUAUUAGAAAUAUUAAUUUUGCAACAAAUUUUAUAUUUUUUAUCUUUUUAUCAAAAACAUUUCGUCGAAAAUUUCGACAAAUAUGUGUUGAUAGUUUUAAAUGUAUGAUGAAUAGACGACAAAAUAUUAAUAAUUCAUCGAAUAUUCCUCGUACAAAUAUUGUUGUUCAUGCGACAGACAGUGCAGAUGGACAAAAUAUGUCUAGUCAAAUGUAA